Molecule: messenger RNA, 1435 nt
Organism: Acyrthosiphon pisum (pea aphid)
Lineage: Eukaryota; Metazoa; Arthropoda; Insecta; Hemiptera; Aphididae
Product: ribonuclease ZC3H12A-like
Exons: 5
Coding region: 648-1397 (249 amino acids)
Cellular component (GO): cytoplasmic ribonucleoprotein granule; nucleus
Molecular function (GO): mRNA binding; RNA endonuclease activity
Source: RefSeq, a predicted model, not a curated record
UAUAUUUUAUACAACAAAAAAAUAGAUGUAGAAUUAUUUAUGUGUUAUGCCUUUUUAGUUAAUUGUGGUACUACAUUGAUUUACAUAAAAAACAAAUUAUAGUAAAACAUACUAUAUACUUCAAUAAAAAUAUUUCUAUUUAAAAUUAUUGUACACAUAAGAUCUAAACAUUUUUUAGUUAUUAGUUGUAUUUGUAGAAUGCUUUACUAUUUUAGUGCUUAAUAAAUGCGCUUAGGAAAUAAAAAAUUUAAUUCAACUUCAUAUUUCUUACCAAUUAGUUAUUGCCAUUGAUUUUGUAGAAUGUAGAUAUAUUGGAACUAUAGUCUUUCAUAAUUAUAUCUAUACUAAUUAAAUUAAGUAUUUUGUAGGUUCAUCAUAUUAUGAAAAGUGUUGAAGUAUAAGAACCAGUCACCAAGAAAUAUGAAGAGUGGUGAUCUAAGGUUAAUUUUUAAUAAAAUUCAAAAAAUUACAUCUCCAAAUACUAACUUUGUCAUAUAAAAAUAAAAUUUAAACUCUACUAUGAAUCGAGAACCAAAUCAAAAUAACUUAUUCCUACUUAUAAACUUAUUAGAAUUAAUCAAACAACAUCUUCCGAUAUAGCUAAUAAUGGCGCUUUAGAUCUUACCUUGGAUUCUUUUACUAGUAUUAUGACCAAUAACAAUUGUGGAACAGUACAAAAUAAUGGUGAAAUUGUUCGUCAAGUCAAUAAUUAUUCAGAAAUUCCAAAUGAAUACAUUGAAUUUGGUGUUGAACCUAAUAAUAACACAAUACAUCAACAGUCUAAUCAAUUUGUUCAAUAUGCUGGUCAACCUUUACAGCAUAAUCAGCUUUCACAAUCACUGGUGAAUUAUAUCCACCAAGAACCUGCUAAUUAUUCGCAAAAAAUGACGCCACCAAUUACAACUUCCGCGGACAUUGAAAGACGUAGACCAAUUAUUAUUGAUGGCCUAAAUAUUGGUUAUAGUCAUGGAAGCCAUAAGAAGUUUUCUGCAAAAGGCAUGCUUAUAUGUGCGCAGUUUUUUAUUCAAAAAGGAUUUAAAUCUGUGAAAAUUGUGAUACCCCAACAUCGUAGAGGAAAGCCUGGAACAGAAACGCAUUCAAUAAUAAAUAUGUUGAUAGACGAGGGUUAUAUUUAUUUUACACCCAGUAGAAAAAUCCGAAACAUUCGUCUAACAUGCUACAGUGAUCGAGUUAUUCUUGAUUAUGCUAUGAAAUGUGGUGGAGUUGUGGUAUCCAAUGACAAUUUUCGGGACCUAUAUGGUGAAUACCGAGAGAUAAUUGAAACAAGACACAUCAUGUUCAUGUUCAUUGAUGAUAUAAUAAUUUUUCCAAAUGAUCAGUAUGGUUACAAUCUUCCACAUUUGUUUGCUCCUAAUAUUUUGCAUUUUCCUGCUUAAUUUCAAACAUAUUACCUGCCAGUAUUAUAUUAAGUUUA